Liolophura sinensis is the source of this 1452-nucleotide messenger RNA. RefSeq lists its product as uncharacterized. The transcript is spliced from 4 exons. Gene Ontology annotation, biological process: signal transduction. The record is from RefSeq and is a predicted model, not a curated record. Gene Ontology annotation, molecular function: protein binding. Lineage: Eukaryota; Metazoa; Mollusca; Polyplacophora; Chitonida; Chitonidae. The coding region runs from base 292 to 873 and encodes 193 amino acids.
UUGAAGUUGUCCUGUUGUUAGUGACCUUAUGAAACUUGCAACUUGUAACUUCAAAGUAGAAUUAGUGUUCCUAUUCUAGUUACAAGUUGAGCUUUUAACUUCUAACUAAAGGUUUUUAUUUAUGGUAUAUCCUAACCACUGGAGAUGGUGAAAUACAUCGCUAUACUGUGAAACUUUGACUCCGUAUGGUUCUUUUGUGAUCUUUGAAUAUAUUUGAUAAAUAUUAUUGUUUUCCAUUCACUCUGACGGUAGGAUUCUAUCAGAGCUUUGGUGAAGGGGUUGGUGAAGGACAUGACGAUAGGUAGCAGUAACACAGAAACUGUGACAGAGGAAGCUUUUAUAAAUUACAUGCAGCGAUUCCCUAAAGAAACCUUGGAGGAGAUUCUGACUGUAGACAUCAUUCCGAUUACGGUGAGGCGGGACAUUUCACGUGAACUGGAGGCUGAAAAGAAUAAGGUUCUACAUGAUGCAAAGGUUGCCGAACGGGAAAAAUUGGUGGCCGAAAUGGAAGCAGAAAAAUCUAAACAAAAAGAUAGCCAGGCGACGUCUCCAGUGGAUAUACCCCCAGUAUCGCCGAUGCGACGACCAGUGCCGAGUGGGAAACCGUUGACAGAUGAAUUACUCCUCAAUGUUGUGCGCGCUAUCCCACCAAAAGCUGACUGGCAUCUCUUAGCCAAUCGCCUCGGGUUCCUUCAGAGAGAAAUAGAGGCCCUGGAGAUCAAUUAUUCAGAAUCCAGAGAGAAUAUGUUGCAUUCCAUGUUGCGGGCAUGGCGGAACCGGGGACAGCUAUCAUCCAGUGCCCCAACACUGCAGAGAGCCUUGGAGUACUGCCGCAUGGAUAAGGCUGCCAAGGUUCUAUCAGGCCCUGGUUAGAGGAACACCUGUUCUGUACAAGGUUUCAAAGCUGUUUUUCUCGUGGUCAAAAUGGACAUUCUAGGUUGAUUCUGUGAAAAUCUACAGAACCGGUAGUGAUAUUCAUCAAUUCCCAGAAUACAGCUGUCAGCUGUGGAUAUCAAAGGCGCAAGACACUGGCAAAUGUAUAAAUUGGUUACAAGUUCCUUGCACGGUGCAUGGAACUAUUGCCUAAAGCAUUCAUUUGUGGUUAUAUCCAGGAAGACAACUCUAUUUCUGAUAUACCUGGAGGAGGGGGUCUUCAAGAUGGUAUUUGCCAGCUUAUUCUAGUGUCGAUGAUUGCCAACAUUCUUAGAAUGACUGAUUCUCCCAGAUACACUAUUUUGAUUUGGAGUAUCUAGAUUUAUUCAUCCUAAAACUUCUGCACAAUUCUGUCCUGGGCUGACAGUCUGUAUCCAGUACUAGUGAUGUGUGGCCAAGGUAAAGGAAUCAACAGUAACCAAAAGAUCUACAGAGCACUAUGGAAAAUUGGAUUACCAUACUUUUAAAAGUUUUAGUUUUUUAAAAGUACAGGAAACAUCAAAAAAAUAAUAAACAAAA